CUUUCUUGCAUUUAUUUAGUUCUAGAAGGCGAGUUGUGUUAUAGUAAACCCAUAAUGUUUGUUUAAUUUCUUAUUAAAUAAUAAUAUUUUUAAAAAAUACAUAUAUAUAAAAUACAUCGUUUGCUCAAAAUUAAUUCUCGAAUCAUACAAUGACUUCGGAAGAAAAAGAAAAAUGUUUGUAUGAAGAGGAUGAAGAAUCGCCAGAAACAAUGCAAAAAUUCUUGACCGAAGCAGGACUGUACGAAAGAGGAAUGAACGCGAAAGAAAUGAGAGACUUAGUUAAAUUACUGAAAGAAUCAAAAGAAAUGCACGAAAAGAGAAAUUCACAAUGUUUUCAACCGCCUGAUUCGCCGGCGAAAAAUAUUAUUGAUAACAAUAAUGAAAACCCGAGAACUUACGCAAAUAAAGUAAAAAAUUCAUCAAAUAAUGAGAGUACUGUUGAAAAUAGGGAAAUUCCAUCAACAGAAUCAAUAAACAUAUUUGGUUCACGUGAAAAUGCAUCACAGCAAAAAAAAAAGUUAGAAGAAUAUCAAAAAAGAAGCUUGAGAAGAAAGAAAUAUGAUAUGGAUUUGUUAAAAGCAAUUAUUCCUGAUGAUGAAGAGCCACUUGCUAAACCGAAAAUCGAAGAUGAUGAAUCAACGGAUUAUUGGAGCAACAAAGAGAUUUCGAUUAAACAACGAGUCGAGGAGUUCAGCAAACUUUUAGAACAACUUCGAGAUGCGUGGAUUAUGGAAAAAACUGAUGUUGCCGCUGAUUCGGAAUUAGAAUGGGGGUCACCCAUUGAGGUGGACCAUCGGAUGUUUAGUUCAGAUAAAAAGAUGAUGACAAACAAAUUCGAGCUGGAACCAACAAGGGAUUCAAUGAGGGAACCAUUAAGUCGCGCCAGUAAACGUAAGGCAAACACUCUUAUUGAACAUAUUAAUAAUCAUUCUGAUAGUGAGCCUGAGGCUAAUGAUGAUUUCGAUGAUGAUGUUGAUUCGGCUUUGUUCAAAAAAAGAAAACCUCAACAGGAAAGAAGAAAAGGAAACGCAAACGGAAGUAAAAUGCAUAUUGAUAUAGACAUCGAGAGAGUGCCUGACACACAAAUGCCAAGCACAUCGUUUUCCUUAUUUGAUAAUGAAGAAAAAAAAAAAAUUUCCGACGAUGAUGAUAAUAUUUUUGAAUUUAAAGAAAAAGAAAAGCACGAAGAAAUUUAUCCGCGAAAAAUUCAACCACCAACUCCGAGUGUUAAUAAAGCACGACGUGGUAAACCACGUGGUAAAACAAGUUUUAGAGGUCCACGUUCAAAGAAGACAAAUGAAAGUACUGCAAAUAAAGCAAUUAAUGAAGAGGAUAAAUUUCCCCCAUCAAAUGAAAAAGACUCGCCGCCUGAAAUUAUUUUAGAUUGUGAACCAGCGGAAUUACUUGAUAUUUCGCCGCAAACUAAUAUGAAGUCUUUGAAAAUGCCAUUAGCCGAGAAAACACGAUUGUCAAAGCUUAAAUUAAAAGAAAUAGAAAAUAUCGAGAAGGCAAAGGAUGAGGAAGAACAAAUAAAUUUACAGAAAAUUGAGGAUGACAAAAAGAAGAGGCAAGAGGAACUCGUUAAGAAACGUUUAGCUGAAAGAGAAGAGUCGGAAAAAUUAUUGAAAGAACGUGAGGAACGUGAUAAAUCGAUGCAAAUAAAAUGGAAUAACGUACUUCAUGAUAAAAAGAAGGACAGAAUAAAAGAUAAUAAAAAUUUGUCCGAGGAUGAAAUUCAACAAGAAUUAUUUAGCGAUGAUAUCGUUAUAUGUGAGGAUAAUCUUCGCACAGAACAAUCGACGAGUUCAAGUACAAAAGGAGACGAUGUGGAGUGUCCAAUUUGUAAUCGUUUUUUUCCUAAAAAUGAUAUCGCUAAUCAUGCGUCCGAAUGCAAUCAAUUUGAAAUUGAUGAGACAUCGAGUCCAAUUAUCGGUAAACGCCAAAAAAGGAAUAAUACGAUUGAAAAGUUAAUUUGUAGUGUUUGCAAUAGAUAUAGUACAAUGGAUGCUAGUGAUUUCAUGGAACAUGUUGGAAUAUGUAAUGAAGAAAAUCGCAGACAAAGAAACUCUAACUCUUCCGAGAGGGAUUAUCAAGGGAAUCGUACUCCGGAGAGGAAAAAUUUUAAUUUUAGAGAACGACGUUAAAAAUGGACUUUUGCAUUCCAAAAGUGUUUCAUACCUCAAGAUCCGAUUGAUUCGGUUUAUAAUUAUUUUGUUUAUAUUUUAAGCUUCUCCGUCUUCCUGAAUCACAUUCUGAAAAUUUUCUCUAAAAACAAUAUUACGAAUUCUAUUUUUUUUAAUCCAUACAGGAAUAUGGAUAUUUUUUUUCUUGCUUUCGAUAAUUUAGUUUUACUUAAAGUUCAAUUUUUCAAUUAAUAAUUAUAUUUAUAUUUUUGUAUUUUAUAAGUUUACUUGUUUCACAUUUCUCUCGCUAAAAAAUAAUUUCAUUCGGAAGGCAUUUUUCUCUUAAUUUCAAUUUGUUUGUGUUUACAAUUUUUUUUUUUAAAUUUCAUUCUUCAUUUUCUCGUUUGUGAUUUAAUGGCAUUUUUUUACGUUUAAUUAUAUUUGAUUACUAUUUUUGUAUUCCUUUUUUUUUAUUUCAUUGGUUACUUUUUUUUGGAAAUGAAAAUUUCUCUUUUUUUAAAAUUUAAUUAAUGACCACGAGAAGGUUAAUUGAUCUUUGGUUUGUCUUUGUAAAUUUUGUAAAAGAAUUGAAGAACUAUUUCUUAUUUGGAAAUAAUUUAUUGAACAGACAACGAAAAGGUUUAAUUAGCAGUUCAGUGUUUACGAUAAUUUUUUAAUUUGAAAAAAAAGAGUUUAUUUUUAUAACUUACGUUUGUUAACUCAGCUUGUGAUUUUAAGAGAAAUGUACAAAACUACCAGAAAAAUGUACUGCUCUUAAUUCUAAGUAAAUCGAUGCAAGAUUUGUGAUAUAUUUCUAAUAUAAAUAAUGGAUUUUUAUAAUAAAAAUAUUCUACCACUUUCUAAAUA
Molecule: messenger RNA, 2990 nt
Organism: Leptopilina heterotoma
Lineage: Eukaryota; Metazoa; Arthropoda; Insecta; Hymenoptera; Figitidae
Product: DNA ligase 1-like
Exons: 6
Coding region: 150-2144 (664 amino acids)
Source: RefSeq, a predicted model, not a curated record